This is a messenger RNA of Paramuricea clavata, 4027 nucleotides long. The record is from the annotation of a GenBank genome assembly. Lineage: Eukaryota; Metazoa; Cnidaria; Anthozoa; Malacalcyonacea; Plexauridae.
GGUUCAAAAUGGCGGGGAAAGGCGAAGCAGCAUGUUCAUCUUGUGCUAUGGAAACCAAAUAUAUUUGUAUGAGAUGUAAGGUACAUUGUUGUACAAGAUGCUCAGAAAUGGAAAGCGAUGAAGAUACCCCAGGAUGGAAAGCGGGAAAAUCCGUAGGCUAUUGCGAAGCGUGUUUUUUAAGGAAGUUGGACGAACUUCAAGAAUCUGAUCAAAGCGAAACAAGCUCGCAUUGUGAUCAAGGUUCCGAAAACUGCUCGGGAAAUUUUAAACAGCAACUUGAAAAGAAAAUCGAAAGGUAGGAGAUAAUGAAUAAUGCUUUUUAACCCAAUUUAGCCUUGAGUCAUUAAAUUCUGUAAAAUAAAUUUUGUCUCCUGUUUUGUCUACAACAUACAGUCAAAUUUGACAAGGCAAGAUAAAAAUUUUCUACUAGAAAAAAUGUCUAUGAGGUCUGAAAUUACACGAGUACAUAUAAGGAAACAUUUUAAUAUUAAAAUAUUGAAAUAUAAUACCUGCCACCUGGAAUUAAUGGAAAAUAUGCAAUUUACAAAUGGGUGCAAUUAUGGACCUGCAAAUGUUAAUCAUGUGGUGGGAUGAGCUGGGGAAUGGGUGUAAAUUUUACAGACUGUAUGUCAUGUGGGCGAGCCAGGAGUCUGAAGAUGCCCUGUGGUGCAGAUAUUUGAAAUUUGCUGAAUUAUUAAUGCCCAAUUAUCUCAUACAAAGGCUUUCAAAAUGCAUGUGACACUGCUUGUGCUCAAAUUGCAAAGCUGGGUUUACUUUGAUUUAGCAUAAAUCAUUGUAAACACAUGUCUGGGUUGUAAGUUAAUAGCCGGUAUUGAACAACUGUCAAAAUCACAGUCUCAAUGUUCAUCCUGAGGGGGGGGGGGGGCAGGUGCAUCAAUGUAUUUCCCUCUUGGUAUUUAAAUGCUAUGUAUAUGUGGGGGGGGGGGGGCAGGUGCAUCAAUGUAUUUCCCUCUUGGUAUUUAAAUGCUAUGUAUAUGUGUUAAUGGUAAUGGGAGAUCCUUGUGCAUUGAUGGCUGAAUAUUGCAAUAAAAAAUCCAGAUAAAAUACUAUCACUCUGUAUUGGGUGAGGACGAUAGUACUUACGAGAAGUGUUUGUUAUUAAUAAUUCAAAUACAAAGGGAUUAAAUUGAAUUACUGUUAUUGGGGUAAAUACUACAAAGAUUUGAUCAGGCUAUCACAAGAUUGUAAACCAGGAAUAAAAAUAGGAUGAAACAUGCAAAUAUGGCAGUUGGGUGUUUCUGAGUUUGAAUUCCUGUUGGUGUUAAAACAAAUACAUAUCAUACUCUAUUUUAUCUUUUAGACUUAAAGAAUUGGUUAAUGAUGGUUCAUCAGACGAGGAAGAGGAGGAUCACACAAGAAAAGAAAAGAUUGGUUAAUGAUGGUUCAUCAGACGAGGAAGAGGAGGAUCAAACACAAGAAAAGAAAAGAAAGAAAAAGAGAAGAAGGGAAAAGAAAAGAAGAAACCUGGUAGAAAAUCUACUUGGAGUGUUGAGGCAAUUGACAAUUUUGUUGAUAUCAUAGUAAACAACAAUUACUACCAAAAGAAAUUGGUUUUCACCAACACUAAAAAUCAGAAAAAUGGAGAAAUAUAUGAGAAAAUUCUUAUUGAGUUGAAGGAGAGAAGUGCUGAAAGAGGUGAAGUAAUUCAAUUCACUGUGCCCCAGUUAAGAACCAAAUUUAAGAAAUGUGUCAGUGAGUGCAAGCAAGCAGCCCUAACUAUGAAAACAGCAACUGGGAUUAAAAGAUUCCAAGAAGAGCGUGGGUUUGGAAAGUGGUUUAAUGCACUCUUUGCCCUUGUAAAAUCAAGAGAUUCAUGCAAGCCUGAACUAGCCCUAGAGCCUUCCUCUUUGGAGAAACAGUCAACCAAAGAUACUAGUAAUGAUGAUGGUAAGGAAGGACUCUUCGUCCCAGUUAAGAAGAAGCAAAAAGUAAAAGCAAGUGACAAACUGAAUGAAGCUGCUAUUGAGGCAAUAAAUGUUGUAAAAGACACACUGAAAAACGAUCCAACUAAAGAUCUUAUUGCAUUCAUGAGAGAGGAAAUGGACAAGUCGCGUGACCAUGAAUUGAAACUGGUUGGUCUCAUGCAAGGUUUCAGACAAAGUAACACACCAUAUCAAAUUCCACAGCAUUUACCAUCUUUUGCUAGUAUGCCAUGUGGAGAGGGACCCCCACCAUCCACAACAAGUUACCCAUCAUGGAAUAUUGCAAUUGGUAGUCAUACCCAACCUGCAGCAUAUCAAAAUUCAGAUGUUAGCUAUAGCACUAUUACAGGUUCACAGCCCACAACCAGUGGAAUUCAUUGUGAUGGCAAAAAAACAUAUCAAAAGUUGUAAUGUGACAUUUGACCAUGAAACAACAAGUUUAAAUUAGUUGUGUUAACUGAACAUUUUAAUGUGUACUAAAAGAAAAGAACAUGCAUUACAGUAGAUUCUAGUAGAAACUUUUUUAUGACAUUUAUUAUGACAUUCUUUGAUAUUUCUGUAACUGUAUUAUUAAAGUUGGUGUUGGUUUUUAUAACGUAACAAACAACCAUUUAGUCUCAUUUUCAGUUUUUGUCCAUGAAGUCAAGAAACUUUUCCAGUUUCUUUCUCUAACCACACUUUUUGACAAAGUGCAUCUCUAACGUUCUUUGCCAAAGCUCCGGUAUCUUUUGUUUUUGGACAGUCAGUCAUUUGUAAUAGUUCUCUGAUCUCAUCGCGGUUUCGCUUACCCAGGGUGUCUGGGUUAAAGGUAAGGUCGAGUUUCUUUGAAAGUGAAUCGCCCUGUUCAAUACAAAUGUUGUGUAGAAUCAUGCAUGCAAGAGUACCAAGGCUUACCAGAUCCCUGUCACACUCAUUUUUACGAAGUAGAACCCUCCAUCUUCCCUUCAGUUGCCCAUACGCACCUUCUGUAACCAUACGGGCUCUGCUCAAUCGGUAAUUGAAGUAUUUCUGCUGAGGGCUUAAAACUGCAUCGGUAUAUGGUUUCAUGAGCCAUGUCCGAAGAGGAAAAGCUGCAUCUCCCACAAUCAAUGGAGGAACAUUCACUGUUCCUACAACCCUACCCAUUUCAGGAAUGCAGCUUUCUUGGAUUGAAUCCCACAAGACAGUCGAUUGGAAAAUUAUAGAAUCGUGCGAGUUUCCUGGAAAACCGCAACUGCCCCAUAUGAAUCUAUAAUGUGAAUCAACUAAUGCCAUAAGAACAACGGAAUAAAAAUUUUUAAAGUUAUGGUACUCUUUCGAUGCCUCUAGACCUCCAGAGGGACACUUUAUGGGAAUGUGGCAGCCGUCAACUGCAGCCCAGCAGCAAGGAAACUGCCAGAACUCCUCCAUAUCCAAGAUCUUUUUCGUAACUUCCUGUCGUGAUUGUGGCAUAUGUCUAGAUAUCGUGUUUGUCCACAAUUGUUCUACAAGGGCUUGACACACUUCUUGAACAAUCGAGCAAACCGUAGAAACACCCAGUCCUACCAUUUCGGCAAUUGUGUAGUAGUAAUCACCUCUUCCCAAUCGAUAAAGGCAUAGACCCAGCCUUAGCUCGGGCACAAUCGGGUCUUCAGCCAUUGUUUUUCUUUCCAGUUGGUGUUUUAUACGGUUUAAAAUAUAGACAAACGUCGCGCGAGAUACCCUGAAGGUUUUUUUAAAUCUAGCAUCAGAGUAACUUCCCCACACUUUCCCCCACCAACCAGUGUUUCGCCCCAAUCGACGACAGGUACGAGGGCCUCUUAUGAUCGUUGCACUGCUCCUCAUCACACUUAUUAUCAUAACAAGAAAAGAAAUAGUUAAAAGAUGUCUUCUUCGAGAUAUUAGCUGGUUCAUUGUGGAAUGCAGUAAUAAUCGUCGCCUUCUGUUCUGUUUGAUUAAAUUUAAGAUAAAAUUCAUUGAAUGUUCGUCUCCCACCAUUUUGAAUUUUGCUGCAAACAAUGAAUCCGCUGGACAGAUGUAUGACUUUACAGAUCGGAUGUGCACUAUUUAGAUUCGACUUGCAAUAAAUUCGACGUUUGAAUCAAACGUCGAACUUUAUUAUUUGG